CAGGGAGCAAGGCAGCCCGCGCACUCUGCAGGAGCCGCAGCUGCCGUCGGCCGCGCCUUCAAGGUCUCACCGCUUCCUCAGCAGAGACCCGGGCUCGGCCGCCAUGUCCGCCACGGACGAUGUUGACGGACUGGGCGUGGUCCGGCCGCACUAUGGCUCUGUCCUGGAUAAUGAGAGACUCACUGCAGAGGAGAUGGACGAAAGGAGACGUCAGAAUGUGGCUUAUGAGUACCUUUGUCAUUUGGAAGAAGCAAAGAGGUGGAUGGAAGCAUGCCUCGGGGAAGACCUGCCUCCCACCACAGAGCUGGAGGAGGGCCUCAGGAAUGGGGUCUACCUUGCCAAACUAGGAAACUUCUUCUCUCCCAAAGUGGUGUCCCUGAAGAAAAUCUACGAUCGAGAGCAGACCAGAUACAGGGCAACUGGCCUGCACUUUAGACACACUGAUAAUGUGAUUCAGUGGUUGAAUGCCAUGGAUGACAUUGGAUUGCCAAAGAUUUUUUACCCAGAAACUACAGAUAUCUACGAUCGAAAAAAUAUGCCGAGAUGUAUCUACUGUAUUCAUGCACUCAGUUUGUACCUGUUCAAACUAGGCCUGGCUCCUCAGAUUCAAGACCUAUAUGGAAAGGUUGACUUCACAGAAGAGGAAAUCAACAACAUGAAGAUUGAACUGGAGAAGUACGGGAUCCAGAUGCCCGCCUUCAGCAAGAUCGGGGGCAUCCUGGCUAACGAACUCUCAGUGGAUGAAGCUGCAUUGCAUGCUGCUGUUAUUGCUAUUAAUGAAGCUAUUGACCGUAGAAUUCCAGCUGACACGUUUGCAGCUCUGAGAAACCCCAACGCCAUGCUUGUAAAUCUUGAAGAUCCCUUGGCUUCCACUUACCAGGAUGUGCUUUAUCAGGCCAAACAGGAGAAAAUGACAAAUGCUAAAAACAGGACAGAAAACUCUGAGAGAGAAAGGGAUGUUUAUGAGGAGCUGCUCACGCAAGCUGAAAUUCAAGGCAAUAUCAACAAAGUCAAUACUUCUUCUGCAUUAGCAAAUGUGGAUCUGGCCUUGGAGCAGGGCGCUGCACUGGCCUUGUUCAAGGCUCUGCAGUCCCCUGCGCUGGGCCUUCGAGGGCUGCAGCAGCAGAACGGUGACUGGUACCUCAAGCAGCUCCUGGGUGAUAGACAGCAGAAGAGACAGGGUGGCCGGGCGGAUCCCCUGCAGAAGGAGGAACUGCAGUCCGGAGUGGAUGCUGCCAACAGCGCCGCCCAGCGGUAUCAGAGAAGAUUGACAGCCGUGGCAGCGAUCAACGCCGCCAUCCAGAAGGGUGUUGCUGAGAAGACGGUUCUGGAGCUCAUGAAUCCCGAGGCCCAGCUGCCCCAGGUGUUUCCAUUUGCUGCUGGUCUUUAUCAGAAAGAGCUGGCUACCCUGCAGCAACAGAGUCCUGAGCAUAACCUCACCCAUCCUGAGCUCUCUGUCGCAGUGGAGAUGUUGUCAUCAGUGGCCCUGAUCAACAGGGCCCUGGAGUCGGGGGACAUGAACACCGUGUGGAAACAGUUGAGCGGUUCCGUGACAGGCCUUACCAAUAUUGAAGAAGAAAACUGUCAGAGGUAUCUCGAUGAGCUGAUGAAACUGAAAACUCAGGCACAUGCAGAAAAUAAUGGGUUUAUUACAUGGAAUGACAUUCAGGCUUGUGUGGACCAUGUGAAUCUGGUGGUGCAGGAGGAACAUGAGAGGAUUUUAGCCAUUGGUUUAAUUAACGAAGCCCUGGAUGAAGGUGAUGCCCAAAAGACUCUGCAGGCCCUGCAGAUUCCUGCCGCUAAACUUGAGGGGGUUCUCGCAGAAGUGGCCCAGCAUUACCAAGACACGCUGAUCAGAGCAAAGAGAGAGAAGGCCCAGGAAACCCAGGAUGAGUCAGCGGUGUUAUGGUUGGAUGAGAUUCAAGGUGGAAUCUGGCAGUCCAACAAAGACACCCAGGAAGCACAGAGGUUUGCCCUCGGAAUCUAUGCCAUCAAUGAGGCGGUGGACAGUGGUGAUGUGGGCAAAACACUGAGCGCCCUUCGUUCCCCUGAUGUCGGCUUGUAUGGAGUCAUCCCUGAGUGUGGUGACACUUACCAGAGUGACCUUGCUGAGGCCAAGAAGAAAAAACUGGCAGCAGGAGAUAACAACAGCAAAUGGGUGAAGCAUUGGGUGAAGGGUGGAUACUAUUACUACCACAACCUGGAGACCCAGGAAGGAGGAUGGGAGGAACCUGCAGACUUCGUGCAGAACUCAAUGCAGCUUUCUCGGGAGGAGAUCCAGAGCUCCAUCUCUGGGGUGACUGCUGCAUACAACCGAGAACAGCUUUGGCUAGCCAACGAAGGCUUGAUCACCAAGCUGCAGGCUUGUUGCCGCGGGUACUUGGUUCGACAGGAAUUCCGAUCCAGGAUGAAUUUCCUGAAGAAACAAAUCCCUGCCAUCACCUGCAUUCAGUCGCAGUGGAGGGGAUACAAGCAGAAGAAGGCGUACCAAGAUCGCUUAGCUUACCUGCGUGCCCACAAAGAUGAAGUUGUAAAGAUUCAGUCCCUGGCAAGGAUGCACCAGGCCAGAAAGCGCUAUAGAGAUCGCCUGCAGUAUUUCCAAGACCACAUAAAUGACAUUAUCAAAAUCCAGGCUUUUAUUCGGGCAAACAAAGCUCGUGAUGACUACAAGACUCUCAUCAAUGCUGAGGAUCCUCCUAUGAUUGUGGUCCGAAAAUUUGUGCACCUGCUUGACCAAAGUGACCAGGAUUUCCAGGAGGAGCUCGAUCUGAUGAAGAUGCGAGAAGAGGUCAUUACCCUCAUUCGUUCUAACCAGCAGCUGGAGAAUGACCUCAAUCUCAUGGAUAUCAAAAUCGGGCUGCUCGUGAAGAAUAAAAUCACACUGCAGGAUGUGGUUUCCCACAGUAAAAAACUUACUAAAAAAAAUAAAGAACAGUUAUCUGAUAUGAUGAUGCUAAAUAAGCAGAAAGGAGGUCUCAAGGCUUUGAGCAAGGAGAAGAGAGAGAAACUGGAAGCUUAUCAACAUCUGUUUUAUUUAUUACAGACCAACCCCACCUAUUUGGCGAAGCUGAUCUUUCAGAUGCCCCAGAAUAAGUCCACCAAGUUCAUGGACUCUGUAAUCUUCACCCUGUACAACUAUGCGUCCAACCAGCGAGAGGAGUACCUGCUCUUACGGCUCUUUAAGACAGCCCUCCAGGAGGAGAUCAAGUCAAAAGUAGAUCAGAUUCAGGAGAUCGUGACAGGAAAUCCUACAGUUAUUAAGAUGGUUGUGAGUUUCAACAGAGGUGCCCGGGGCCAGAACGCCCUACGACAGAUCUUGGCCCCUGUUGUGAAGGAGAUUAUGGAUGACAAAUCUCUCAACAUCAAAACUGACCCUGUGGAUAUAUACAAAUCUUGGGUUAAUCAGAUGGAGUCUCAGACAGGAGAGGCAAGCAAACUACCCUAUGAUGUGACCCCUGAGCAGGCUUUGGCUCACGAAGAGGUCAAGACACGGCUAGACAACUCCAUCAGGAACAUGCGGGCGGUGACGGACAAGUUCCUCUCAGCCAUCAUUAGCUCUGUGGACAAGAUCCCUUACGGCAUGCGCUUCAUUGCCAAGGUGCUGAAGGACUCGUUACAUGAGAAGUUCCCAGAUGCCGGUGAGGAUGAGCUGCUGAAGAUUAUUGGUAACUUGCUUUACUAUCGAUACAUGAAUCCAGCCAUUGUUGCUCCUGAUGCCUUUGACAUCAUUGACCUGUCGGCAGGAGGCCAGCUUACCACAGACCAACGCCGGAACCUUGGCUCCAUUGCAAAGAUGCUCCAGCACGCGGCGUCCAAUAAGAUGUUUCUGGGAGAUAAUGCUCACUUAAGCAUCAUUAAUGAGUAUCUCUCCCAGUCCUACCAGAAAUUCAGACGGUUUUUCCAAACUGCUUGUGAUGUCCCAGAGCUUCAGGAUAAGUUUAAUGUGGAUGAAUAUUCUGAUUUAGUCACCGUCACCAAACCAGUGAUCUACAUUUCCAUUGGUGAAAUCAUCAACACCCACACUCUCCUGUUAGACCAUCAGGACGCCAUUGCUCCGGAGCACAACGACCCGAUCCACGAGCUGCUGGAUGACCUGGGCGAGGUGCCCACCAUCGAGUCCCUGAUAGGAGAGAGCGCUGGCAAUUUAAAUGACCCCAAUAAGGAGGUGCUGGCCAAGACAGAAGUGUCUCUUACGCUGACCAACAAGUUUGAUGUGCCUGGGGAUGAGAAUGCAGAAAUGGACGCUCGGACUAUCCUGCUGAACACGAAACGUUUAAUUGUGGACGUCAUCCGGUUCCAGCCAGGAGAGACCUUGACUGAAAUCCUAGAAACCCCAGCCACCGCCGAACAGGAAGCAGAACAUCAGAGGGCCAUGCAGAGACGCGCUAUUCGUGAUGCCAAGACUCCUGACAAGAUGAAAAAGUCACAAUUUGUAAAGGAAGACAGCAACCUCACUCUUCAGGAGAAGAAGGAGAAGAUCCAGUCAGGUUUGAAGAAGCUAACGGAGCUUGGGACGGUGGACCCGAAGAACAGAUAUCAGGAGCUGAUCAACGACAUUGCCAGGGAUAUUCGGAACCAGCGGAGGUAUCGACAGAGGAGGAAGGCCGAGCUGGUGAAAUUACAGCAAACAUACGCUGCCCUGAACUCGAAGGCCACUUUCUAUGGAGAGCAGGUGGAUUACUACAAAAGCUAUAUCAAAACCUGCUUGGAUAACUUGGCCAGCAAGGGCAAGGUCUCCAAGAAGCCUGGGGAAAUGAAAGGAAAGAAGAGUAAAAAGAUUUCUCUGAAAUACACAGCAGCCAGACUCCAUGAAAAAGGAGUCCUUCUAGAAAUUGAGGACCUGCAAGUGAACCAGUUUAAAAAUGUUAUCUUUGAAAUCAGUCCAACAGAAGAAGUUGGAGACUUUGAGGUGAAAGCCAAGUUCAUGGGCGUUCAAAUGGAGACGUUUAUGCUACAUUACCAGGUCCAAUUUCAGAAGCUUCAGCAGCUCCGCCUUACGCAGUACCACGGAGGAUCCUUACCAAACGUGAGCCAGCUGCGGAGCAGCGUGCCAGAGUUCCAGCCGUCCCUGCACCAGGCUGAUAGCGCACGGGGGACCCGCCACCAUGGGCUGGUGGAGAGGCCGGCCAGGACCCGCUUCCACGCGUUCCACCGACGGUCUGGGGACAAGCCGGGACGACCAUUUGAUGGUAGUACUUUCGGAGCCAGUUACUCCUCACAGCCUCUGGAUGAGAGUUGGCCAAGGCAGCAGCAUCCUUGGAAAGAAGAAAAGCACCCUGGGUUCAGGCUGACAUCUGCACUUAACAGGACCAAUUCUGAUUCCGCCCUUCACACGAGUGCCCUGAGCGCCAAGCCCCAGGACCCCUAUGGAGGAGGGGGCCAGUCGGCCUGGCCUGCCCCGUACAUGGGUUUCUGUGAUGGUGAGAACGAUGUACACGGGGAAGUGCUAUCUUUCCCUGGCCCGCUGAAAGAAGAGAAUCUGUUAAAUGUUCCCAAGCCUCUGCCAAAACAGCUGUGGGAGGCCAAGGAGAUUCAGUCCCUGUCAGGGCGCCCUCGGUCCUGUGAUGUUGGAAGCGGCAGUGCUUUUCCACACAACGGCCAAAACAUAGGCCUCUCCCCCUUCCUGGGGACCCUGAAUACUGGGGGGUCGCUGCCAGACCUAACCAACCUCCACUAUUCCGCGCCCCUGCCGGCCUCACUGGACACCAGUGACCACAUCUUUGGUAGUAUGAGUGUGGGGAACAGUGUGGGCAACCUGCCAGCCGCCAUGACUCACCUGGGCAUAAGAAGCUCUUCCGGCCUCCAGAGCUCUCGGAGCAACCCCUCCAUCCAGGCCGCGCUCAGCAAGACUGCACUUUCGUCCUCCCCGAACAGCCACCCACAGACACCCGCGCCCAGCGCCUCUGCCCUUCACCCUUCCCUCCGGCUCUUUUCCCUCAGCAACCCGUCUCUCUCCACCACGGCCCUGAGCGGCCCCUCUCGGCGGCGGCAGCCCCCGGUCAGCCCCCUCACGCUGUCCCCCGGCCCCGAAGCGCAUCAGGGUUUCAGCAGACAGCUGUCGGCCACCAGCCCGCUGAACCCCUAUCCCGCCGCCCAGAUGGUGUCCUCGGAUCGAAGCCCGCUCUCCUUCCUGCCCACAGACGCUCAAACCCAGGUGUCCCCGCCGCCCCCUUACCCCACCCCCCAGGAUCUCCCCCAGCCCCUCCUGCAGCAGCCCCGUGCCCAGGAGCCCCCCGCUCAGCAGCCGCAGGUGGCCUCAUCCCUGCCUCCUUCUGGCUUCCAGCUCCUCUCCGCCCAGGGUUCACCUGUGACCAACUUCUUCCCGGAUGUGAGCUUUGACCAGCAGUCCAUGAGGCCAGGCCCGGCCUUUCCUCAACAGGUGCCCCUGGUGGAACAAGGUCCGCGAGAACAGGACGCGUUUCACUUGAGACCCAACCUGUAUUCCAACUGCGGGAAUUUCCCAAACACCAUCCUGACAGAAGACUCGAGUACCAGCCUGUUCAAAGACCUCAGCAGUGCGCUGGCGGGCAUGCCCGAGGCCAGCCUGCACACGGACACUCCAUUUCCUCUGGAAGAAGAGCUCCAGAUCGAACCCCUGAGCCUGGACGGACUCAACAUGCUAAGUGACUCCAGCAUGGGCCUGCUCGACCCCUCUGUUGAAGAGACGUUUCGGGCUGACCGACUGUGAACAGAACAGACCAGGACCAGAAUUCUUUUCUGAAGGCGCCGAAAUAGGACGGCAUGGAAUGGAGCCAGCUACCCCCCCCUGCCCACCGGGCUUGAGUCAUCUCGGGCCUCUGACACGGCAGGAGCCAACGCCAUGACUCCUGGCUUUGCGACGAGGUCCCGUCUCCUACGCCAUGGCUUAUUCUAGACCAGAGAGCCAUGCACGGCCUCACCGGCCUGCGGCGAGGGUCAUGCUCUGCAGGCCGGCUGACCUGACCGGGAGCCUCCCAACGACUCAGUCAUCACCGUGCCCGGUGCGUCUUUUUCUCGGCCCUCUAGUCGGUCCAUGUGUACAAGCAGAAAAGAACGCUGUGAUGGGGGCGGCAGUCGCCUGGUGCUGUGCCCAGAACCACUGAUGUCAGUCAACACUGAAGAUCGGGCCCGGAGCGGAGGCAGUUGGGGGCCACGGGCCUCCAGGAGCUGGCUCAGCCACGAGCAACGGUACCACAGCACCGCGAGGCCGCCUCCGCCCUCGCGCUUCCGGCCGGGCACCCGCCAGCUGGUGGCGGGCGGUCCCGGGGCACGGCAGACGGCCGUGAUCUCGGAGAUGCCUUAAUUCCAAUAUGAAGAAUUCUUCCCACGAUUUCAAGCACAGACCCGAGUUUCGCAAACUGAAUGCUCAUUUGUCUUCUCCAAGUAUGUAAUCUCCUUUCUGCUGCUUUGGGACACCUCUUCCUGUGGACGAGGGGGGAAAGGGAGGACUAUUUUAUUCAGUCACUGAAAACCAACAAAAAUCCCCUGGUAACGGAUGAGCCCGAAAAGAGGAAAGUGCUUCCUCUUGACGGCUGGGGCGGAAAGCACGGAGGGCAAGACGCACGAUGCCUUCCAGAUGAGCUCUAGACAGGUGCCGGCCUCCCCCUCCGCAGUCGGGUGGGAAGGGGUGGCGGGAGGUCUGAGCAGCAAGGUGGGGGGUGGGGGGUUUCUCUGUGCCAUGGGAGUGUGAAUGUAACCCCGCUAGGCUGAUAGGCUGUAAGCUCCCCGAGUGCAGGGACCGUGCCUUAUUCGUUAUGAGACCCCUAGUUCCUAACAAGUGCCAGCACUCAGUAGGUGCUCAUAACUGUGCAUUGAAUGCAUGAACGGACGAACGGAGGAAUGAAUGAAUCUGCCUCACUACGAGGCAGUCUAAUCUUUCGCGUACCCCCAUUCCCUGCCAAACCUCAAGGCUUUAGCUUUUUUUUUUUUGGAACACUUGUGCGUGUUCAGCAUGCACUUUAAUAUGCUUUUAACACUAGGUGACCAAAUUCACGAUGAGACAGGGCGCCCCGAUCUCCUCGAGGGUGUGCGCCACAGCAGGUAGGUGCAAGCUGUCUUCUGAGCACCACCGGAACGGCACCGAGCAAACUGGGGCCUCCCAGGCACUGGGACCCCGGGGAUCCCGGCCAGGCCCCCACCUCCAAAGAUCUUUUUCCUUUCAGAUCCGUGUUGUGCUCUAAAUUGCUUUCAAAAAAGACCAUCAUUCUUUGAGAUCGAAGAAACAGUCUGCAGUAAAAGGAAGGCCUAAAUCAUGAAGCUAUCGUUAGUCAUUAGCACUUUAGCAUAAAGUAGUGUUAGCGGAUUUCCACCACUGCCGGCCUUCUGACCUAACCCCUGGCCACACGCCUGACGGGUGGGUUUGAAGAGCACCUCUGGGGAUGGGCCUGGGCAAUGGGGCAGAAUGUGGGCAUGGCAGGAGGGGCCGGGGAGGAGAGGAGCACUGAAGGAAAGCUGGAAGACGCUGGAACUUUUGCCGGGACAGCCACGGCCUUUUCCAGAGACACCGGCAGUGUCGCUGAAGGUUGCUGGACCGCCCCCACCCACAGCAGCAAGACCGCCCUGUGCCCCACGACGAGAGGAGUCCGUAAUGGGAUCCUGGGCUGUUAACCUCUGCAGACCUCUUUCCAUUUCUGUCUCCAGAGGGAUCACGUCACCUGCAGUCUUUCAAAUAACCCUGAUGGCACAGCUGCCUCUGUGGGGCCCGAGUCCUCCGCUUCACGUUAGCCCCAAACCUCUGCCGUUGAAUUAGGAAAUCCACCCAGGGUCCUUGCCUCAGCUCCAAGCCCCAUUCCCAGUUAAAACUUUCAUACUGAGGAUCUCGGGAGGGGGUGACUCUGUUAAAAGCACAAGCCUUUUCCCUGUGAUGCUACGCCAUUCCCCAGCGUGCGGAAGAAGCCGGCUCCGUGCUGCCUGCCCUGUGCCCCAGGCCCCGGGAAAUCUGACCUGGCCUCUCAGACGGGGAUCGGGGAUCGGUGCCCCUGUUAGGAGUUUGGUUUUGUUUUUUUUUUUUAGGUACCAGCAUAACCCACUCUUUGCACAGUGCCUUACCCGUGGGGCUGGGGGCCCAGCCCUCUGUCUGCACAGCAGUGCCGCCUGUAUAGCGUGAUGCCUGGGACCCGCGUGGUGCAGGCCCACCAUCCCUAGGGCAUUCUCCCUGGGACUGGUGCAGAGGCUCCCAGGAAAAGUGACUUGUCUGGGGGCGUGUCAUGACGACAAUGAGGUUUAGCACUGAAUUAAAUUUGUCCUUAGGUCCACCAGCCCAUUCUUUUCCCGUGAAAAGGUGUUGGGCAUUACACAACCCACUUUGCUUAGCCAGCGUCAAGGACACCCACGGACGGGUGUCCCUCCGACCUCCAGCGCGUAAGCCUACACUCAUCGCUGCCUUUGCAACAAACCAGGCGAGGCCCUCGGCAUCCGAAGUGGCUGCAUACAUCAGAAUAAACUCUCUUCCAAUAUUUAGUCUUGUUACAAGAAACCGAUGGCUGUACUAUUCUCAUUUAUUAGCAGUUAAACAAUAUAGAACUAAAAACCUAUCUGUGUUCCAUUUUUUUCCUCAUUUCCAUACAGUUGUGGUUUUUAGGACACACGGUGUUAGGAGAAACAUUUUUUGAUCACGUCAAGACCACCAUAAAUUCUCCUUUGUCCCAUCUCACUUCUCCUGUGUGCCGGCCCAUGUGCGCAUUCGAAGACCUUUCCAGCUCUGACUCCCGUCGGCUCUGUCAUGCACAGACGGUUCCAUUGCUUGGCGAAGGAGCCCUCACAGCAACUAAUCAGACUUUCUGCCAGUGUCCUAACUCCCAGGUCCCUUGUUAAACAAUAUUUAAAGAUUGGAAUUUGUAUAAAGUAGCUUCCAAGUUUUAUAAUACGUCGUUUUACAUCUUUCGUAAUUAAAAGCAGCACAAUAAGGUUG
Molecule: messenger RNA, 9889 nt
Organism: Panthera uncia (snow leopard)
Lineage: Eukaryota; Metazoa; Chordata; Mammalia; Carnivora; Felidae
Gene: IQGAP1
Product: IQ motif containing GTPase activating protein 1
Exons: 51
Coding region: 104-6688 (2194 amino acids)
Biological process (GO): regulation of GTPase activity; regulation of actin cytoskeleton organization
Cellular component (GO): cytoplasm; nucleus
Molecular function (GO): GTPase activator activity; actin filament binding; calmodulin binding
Source: RefSeq, a predicted model, not a curated record